AUGUAUUCUUCUUAUAAUGCCCAACAUAACUCUUCCUCUGGGUACUUUCAAGAUACCGGGCAGAAUAUGAACAACUAUUUACAAGCAAUAUCUGUUGCCGACCAUGAUGUCCUCUAUCAGGCCCGUAAUAUUGCAUACAUGUCACUUGAUAGAAAAUGCAUACAGCUUGAGGCUGAAUUAGCAGCGGAAAAGAGAUUGAAUGAACGAUUACUAUCUCAAAUUUCAAAUGCUCAAGUUCUGCCUGUAGCGAGCGUGAACACAUCCAGUGCGAACUCACAGGCUGUCAUCAGUUCCCUCGAAACACCUCCUUCGAUUCCCUUCUUUGAACAUGAUGAUCACCCCAAGGCGAAUCGAGGCAUCAAAGUUCCGACUCUGGAUCUACUCACUGAUGGACAAGGAGUCAAGCUCAACACGCAGGCAUUGAAAUCUAUCUCCCAGACAUUCAUGGCAGCUAUGAAUCAAAUCCACCACCAUCGUCUUGCCCCUCCGAAUUCCACCAAUCUCGCUGUCGAAUCUAGGCGUUAUCUUACAAAUACUUUGCUCAGUGCUCAUGAAGAAUUCCGAUAUGCGGAAGAUGCCUGGAAAGUACGGCGUUACAUUAUUCACAAAUAUCCGGACUGGAAUGCAAAGGACAAGACAAGGCUGACUCGUGCAAAUCCAUCGAUUGACAACGCAAGUAAACGGAAGGGAUUUGAAAUUUCAAGGAUAGAACGGAGUAAGAAACGGAAGAAGACAGCGCCUCCACCAGGAACGACCUUUAUCAAUCUUGACAGUGAUGACUUGUCUUCGUCGUCUACCACUACCAUCAACGCAUCAAGCAACAGCUCGCCUCCACCCUCUACCACUACUGUCAACGCACCAAGCAACAGCUCGCCUCCACUGUCUACCACUACCAACACUCCGGAUGAGUGUCCACCUUCGUCGUCUUCCACUACUGUCAACGCACCAAGCAAUGGCUCGCCUCUGCCAUCUACCACUACCAACACUCCGGAUGAAUGUCCACUUUCAUCGUCUACCACUACCAUCAACGCACCAAGCAACGGCUCGCCUCCACUGUCUACCACUACAGUCAACACUUCCAUUAACGGCGCCGUUUCAGCUAUUUCCUCCCCAGUCACCGUAACUCCACAUGAGACAGCUGUUGUCUCCACGCAGAUUCGUGAUACCCGACGACGCGGUAAUCCCUUAACCGGACUGAAUAUUCCAUCAACAAUUGCUCCUCUGCAUUCCGACCCGAGCUUGUCAACUCCCGCGUCGGCGUCGGCACCUCCCAUGACUGGUAUACAACAGAAGUUGGCAUCAGUGUCAACAACAACGUUUAGCGCAAGGAACAUGUUUCUCGAAACGUACUUAGCGGAUCCAUCAAACCCACGUCUAUCCACCAAUGAAUUCAAGCUCCUGUGGGACAAGAAGAAGAACGAUAAGGAACUUGUUAAGAAAUACACAGACAUUGGAAAGCAACGCAAGGCGGCCAGCGGAACCCGUACCAAGGAACCGACGGAUGGUUAA
Lentinula edodes (shiitake mushroom) is the source of this 1509-nucleotide messenger RNA. RefSeq lists its product as uncharacterized. NCBI's taxonomy places the organism in Eukaryota, Fungi, Basidiomycota, Agaricomycetes, Agaricales, Omphalotaceae. The transcript is spliced from 8 exons. Bases 1 to 1509 code for a protein of 502 amino acids. The record is from RefSeq and is a predicted model, not a curated record.